AUGAAAUUUAUGACGAGGGUAUUUCAGACUUAGCAAAUGCUCUAUCUAAUUGCCCUAAUCUCUCAAAUUUAGCUCUAGAUUUAUCAUAUAAUAAAUUCAGUGAUAAAGGAAUUUCUGAAUUAGGAUCAGCUUUAAAGAAUUUCAAAAUUUUGUCAGAAUUAAUCUUAAAUCUUAGGUUAAAAUAAUUUCUUUCAAUUUAAUAAAUCUAAAAAUUAUUUGAUUUAAUUCCUAAUUAAACAUAAUGACAAAAAACUUAAAUAUUUAUUAAGCCUUAACAAAAUCACUGCGAACGGUUCUCAUGAUUUAUGGGCAUGCCUAAAAAUUUGCAAGCAUCUACGCAACUUAACUAUAAAUCUUAAAGCUAAAGGUGCUAACUGUGCUCAUGGUUUAAAUUCUGACAUCAUAAAUACUAAUAUCAUGAUUUUGAAGCUCGAUUUAAGAUGGAAUAAGAUAGGAAAGAAUGGUUUGAAGAGUCUUAAAUAAGCGUUAAAAAGCUGUGUGAAUCUCGCAAGCUUAGAGCUUUAUUUGAGCAAACUCAACUUGAAUGCCAAUGAGGUGGUAAAAGUCACAAGAUUAGUUCCAAAAUUAAAUAAAUUAGUAUUUAAACAAAUCAUUAUUGACUGA
Molecule: messenger RNA, 624 nt
Organism: Tetrahymena thermophila SB210
Lineage: Eukaryota; Ciliophora; Oligohymenophorea; Hymenostomatida; Tetrahymenidae
Exons: 5
Source: RefSeq, a predicted model, not a curated record